CCCCGAGCGCUGCGCAGGAAGUGACGUCCAUCUCCCGCGCCGCCGGAAAGCCACUUCCGGCGCCCUCCAGGAUAAAAGGCUCCGCGGGAGGCUCGCGGCCUCCUCUUCGCCGCGCGGCCCAAGAUGGCGGACACGCAGACGGAGCGCGCGUACCAGAAGCAGCCCACCAUCUUCCAGAACAAGAAGCGGGUGCUGCUGGGCGAGGGUGGCAAGGAGAAGCUGCCCCGGUACUACAAGAACAUCGGCCUCGGCUUCAAGACCCCCAAGGAGGCCAUUGAGGGCACCUACAUUGACAAGAAGUGCCCCUUCACAGGCAACGUGUCCAUCCGUGGCCGCAUCCUCUCGGGGGUGGUGACCAAGAUGAAGAUGCAGCGCACCAUCGUCAUCCGCAGGGAUUACCUGCACUACAUCCGCAAGUACAACCGCUUCGAGAAGCGCCACAAGAACAUGUCCGUGCACCUCUCACCCUGCUUCAGGGACGUGCAGAUCGGGGACAUCGUCACGGUGGGUGAGUGCCGGCCCCUCAGCAAGACCGUGCGCUUCAACGUGCUCAAGGUCACCAAAGCUGCGGGCACCAAGAAGCAGUUCCAGAAGUUCUGAGGCAGCAGCUGCAGAAAUAAACGUGAUGGAAAGGUC
Molecule: messenger RNA, 636 nt
Organism: Pezoporus occidentalis (night parrot)
Lineage: Eukaryota; Metazoa; Chordata; Aves; Psittaciformes; Psittacidae
Gene: RPS11
Product: ribosomal protein S11
Exons: 5
Coding region: 124-600 (158 amino acids)
Biological process (GO): translation
Cellular component (GO): cytosolic small ribosomal subunit; ribosome
Molecular function (GO): structural constituent of ribosome
Source: RefSeq, a predicted model, not a curated record